AAGAUGAGUUAUCUGAACUAGAAAUGCCAGAUGAAAUGAAAUCAGACAAAAAGUUCAAAGAAGUAUUUAAACCCGAAGGUUGGGAAGGACUUGGAGAUGAAAUUGAAUUACCUGAAGAAUUAACCGAAGAGAAAUUACAACCAAUAUUAAAGAAAUUGUCAUUAAUGGGACAAGAAACGCAAAAUUCUUCCACAGGGUGGGGUUGGAAUAAUUGGGGUGUAAGUUCAUUAAUAAAUACAGCAACAGUUGGAGUUUCUGCAUUAACUAGUCAUGUAUCGCAUGGACUUACACUUUUAGAAGAAACUAUUGCUAUAGCAGAGGAACCUAAAAUGAAUGAAAUAGAAGACAAAGAAAGUUCUGCGAUCAAAGUUCCAGAUCAUAACACAGAAGAGCAAUCUGAGCAAUAUUCUUCAUUUGGAUUCGGAAACCUUAUCUCAGGUGUUUCUUCAAUCACAAAGUUAGUUGAAUCAACUGGAAGUAAAGUUAUGUCUGGUGGAUUAGAUACAUUAGAAGCUAUUGGUAAAAAAACAAUGGAAGUAUUACAAGAAGGUGAUCCAGGUUUAAAGAAGAAGAGAGCUAUUUUUAUAAAUGAAGCAGAAAAGCCAAUCUUGUCACAAGUUCUUAGAGAAGCUAAAGAAAAAGCAGAAACUGUUGAAAGAACAAUAGAAGAAAAACAAAAAAUGAGAAAAAUACAUUUUGAAAGCCUAUUCGAUGAUUAUCAAGGUCUUGUUCAUUUAGAAGCACUUGAAAUGUUGUCAAAACAAAGUAAUAUUAAAAUACAACAGCAUUUGACUAACUUAAAUACUACUGAAUUGACUUCUGUUCAAGAAACAUUAGAAGAUGUUAAAGAAUUAUGUGAUAUAGGAGAAAAUGAUGAAAAAGAAGGUGAAAUAAAUGAUUUGAAAUUCAAGCUACAGGAAAUUUGCAAUGAUCUUGGAGUUAAUAUUACAUACGAAAAAUUACAUAAUGUAUGCAAAGAAUCUGAAGCCUAUCUUGCAUUGGCUCUGUCACGUACUGAACGAGAUAUACUUGAACAAUUCAUUUCUACUUUGGCACAAUUUACUGCCUUUGCUGUAGAAAGGUUUCAUAAAACUGCAGAAUUACUUUUAAUCAAGGAACACAGAAGCACAGUUAAUGAAGCUGAUGCACUAGUUCAAUUAACACAUGCUCUUUCUAAUCAAAUCAGAAUAUUAGCCAAUGCAUAUUAUAAUGCUUUGCAUACGUGUUCUAAAGUUAAGGAAACAUCAAACAGUAUUAAAACAAAUACAACAACAAUCUUUACGGAGGCUUCAAAUGCAAGUACAUACAUUCAAGAUGCUUUCAAACUUUUAAUUCCCAUAAUACAAGUUGGUGCUAUUUAAUACUAAGGAAAAAGCUUCUAAUAACAGUUUAAUUGCAAAAAGGUAACGAAUUUUUUCUAAUAAUUAUGCACACUACUUUUGUAUUUUAUUUUGCUAUAGGGACCAAUAAAACAUUAUGGUUAUUACUCGUAACAUAUACGUUCAUAAUAUACACAAUUUUAAUUGAAUAUGAAAUUGUUUUUGUGUACAAAAUUUAAAUAAUAAAAUAAAGCUAUCUUAUACAUACCUCAGAAUUAUGUAAUGCAAUAUCAUCAAUAUUGUUUACUGUCACUAAUAUCACAUACACAAGAUAUGUUUUAAAACAUAAGGUAUAUUACAAAUCAAUUAAGAAUUUAUGUGAAAAAAAUAUAACUUAAUAUAUAUUUAAUAUGGUUGCUAAAUUAUAGCUGCAGGUGCAUUGUUAAUGAAUGCAUGUGAUUAAUGAUUUCUGUGUAAAAAUUUAGUUUUUGUAUAUUUCGUAUAAAACAUAUCUAUGUAAUUAAACAUAUCUAUGUAUACUGUAUUGGCUUUCAGUCAUUUCAAGGCCCAUCAGAUUGUUUAGAAUGUUUUUAUAAUAUUAUUUUAAGUAUAUCGUUUUUUGUCUUUUUUAAUUGUAGUUUUUGUUUAAGUUCAUCCUUUUAUAUUGACUUUUCAAAACGAGUAUUACUCGAGUAUCACUUUUUUGACAUAAGCUUUCAUUUAAUCAAAAUAAUAUAUUUAUGAUAUUAUUAACAUUGUCUUUUACGAUUUUAAAUAUUCACUGCAAUUAAAAUAUUACAAUAUUUCAGCAUUUUAUUUAUGUUUUACCGAUUCCUUUUUAUACAGUUACUAACUACAGUAUGUAUACAGUGUUUGACAUGGUUUGAAUAAGUUUUUUAUCGGUGCCAAGUAAAAUUUGUUUUGAUCUAUUGUCUAAAAAGCAUCACUCGCAGCUCUGGAAAAGAGAGGGAGGGGCUAAAUACAAAAUAUUAGCCUCGGGUAUUUAUUAGUUUCCAAAAUGUUAAUGAGGAACUUUCGCAUAAUACAUUAAAUCCUGCCUACGCAAACAUAAAUAAUCCAACAAUCUUCACUGUAGAAAUUGUCGUUGCUGACUGUUAAAUACUUAGAUCAGGGGUGUCGAACUGGGAGCGGGAAACUCUAUAAUGACUUUUCCCUCACGUAGAGUUACCCUCUCCAUAUCUAUUUUUGCCUAUUGUAUUAAUCAUUAUAUAGGGCUGCUCAGUAAAUACCUACAAAAUGUCGGACAGUUCCUAGAAUAGAGUUAAUAGGGAAAUAACAGCUGGUUGAAGUCACUAGCUUGAGAGCAACCAGCUCGACACCCCUGCUGUAUAGUAACAAAUGUACUGUUUCGAGGUUAUGUGUUCAAAUCUUAUGACCAAGAAAAUUUCUUACUUUUUAAAUUCCAUAUUUCUUUCUUUCUUUUACUCUAAAAGUUUUUAUUUCCUGUUUUUCUUAUUAUUCUUGUAAAAUGUUUUCUUUCGUUUUAUGUUAUUCUAAUUAUUUUAUACAGCUCAAAAUGUUACUAUGUAAUAAACGAUUGUAUCGCUGAAUCCUUGUAAACUUUUAAGUAAAUGAUAAUACUUAUUCAAAAAUAAUAAAAAAAUUUAGUUUGUAAGAUUUUGAUUAACUGACAGUAAUUGAUUACUAUAAUAUAUUCGUGUAAUUUUCAUUUUCGCAAAAGUAAUAUAUUUAACUUUAUUAAUUACUAUUAGGUGUGCCAUGAAAAUGAAUCUGUCUUCAAAUUUUAUCUUUGUUUUUGUAAAUAUCUAAUUUAUUUUUCAAGAAUGGAAGAGCAAUGUAUUAAAUAAAGAAAAUAUAAACCUAUGGUAUAAGAUCAAAACUGUUAUACAAGAUUGCAAUCACGUUAUUGUAUUUACUUUGGAAUCUUCAAAAAAGUUGUGUUUAUACUGGAAGGAAGUUCUAUGUACAUAUAUAAGGACAUACCUCACAAUAUAAAUUUUAUAUUUGCAUUAUUUUUUAAGAAUAAUGUACCUUAUAGGAAUUCACUAAUAAAAUAAUUUUCAAAAUAAAUAUCUUUCAA
Nomia melanderi (Alkali bee) is the source of this 3381-nucleotide messenger RNA. Its product is annotated as protein FAM114A2. The record is from RefSeq and is a predicted model, not a curated record. NCBI's taxonomy places the organism in Eukaryota, Metazoa, Arthropoda, Insecta, Hymenoptera, Halictidae.